This is a messenger RNA of Hemicordylus capensis (graceful crag lizard), 6780 nucleotides long. RefSeq names its product phosphatidylinositol glycan anchor biosynthesis class G (gene PIGG). The transcript is spliced from 13 exons. The record is from RefSeq and is a predicted model, not a curated record. Gene Ontology annotation, biological process: GPI anchor biosynthetic process. Gene Ontology annotation, cellular component: endoplasmic reticulum membrane. NCBI's taxonomy places the organism in Eukaryota, Metazoa, Chordata, Lepidosauria, Squamata, Cordylidae. The coding region runs from base 145 to 3105 and encodes 986 amino acids.
AGCUGUGUGCCUGGGCGUCCAUUAAUUGGCUGGCUUUACAUCCUCGUCUGCUUUGACCCGCUGAAGGUAACCGGCUGGUUGCGCGCAGGUGCGCCCUGUGCCUGCCUUCCUUUUGGAGUUACCUGUCGGCGCUGGAAUCGGAGGAUGCGGCUGCGCUCAGGAGUCUUCGCCUUUUCUUGCCUGCUGGUGCAGGCGCUGGGCGUCGGACUCUUCCUCAGGGGCUUCUUCCCGGUCCCGGUGAGGUCGUUGCCUCGGAACGGGGCACUGGCUGCUCUUCCUCCUGAGCCGCCUCCGGCAGGAUUUUCUUCCAACUGGACCAAGGUUCCAUCUCCUCUCUUCAAGAAAGCUGUCAUAGUGUUAAUAGACGCCCUGAGGGAUGACUUUGUGUUUGGUUCAAAAGGUAAACAGUUCAUGCCCUAUACAACGCAGCUGGUGGAAGGAGGAACAUCUCAUAGUUUCAUAGCGGAAGCAAAGCCACCUACUGUCACCAUGCCUCGAAUUAAAGCACUGACAACUGGCAGCAUCCCAGGCUUCAUUGAUGUUAUCAUGAACCUCAAUUCUCCAACCUUGUUGGAAGACAACUUGAUCUGGCAGGCCAAAACAGCUGGGAAAAGGAUCAUCUUUUAUGGGGAUGACACUUGGGUUAGACUGUUCCCAAAGCAUUUUGUGGAAUAUGAUGGAACGACCUCUUUUUUUGUUUCGGACUACACUGAGGUUGACGAUAAUGUCACCAGACACCUGGAUAAUGUGCUGAAAAGAGAAGACUGGGAUUUACUCAUUCUUCACUACUUAGGCCUCGAUCACAUUGGUCAUCUCAGUGGACCAAACAGCCUGUUAGUAGGACCAAAGCUUUCCGAAAUGGAUAACAUCAUCAAGAAGAUCCACACAUCUCUCCUUGCCAAGGAGCGAGAGGUGGCAUCACCCCACCUGCUUGUUGUAUGUGGAGACCAUGGAAUGUCUGAAACGGGGAGUCAUGGAGGUUCUUCGGAGGGUGAGAUACAUACAGCCCUGCUCUUGAUCAGUUCUGCUUUUGACAGGAGAAAUGGUCCUCCAAAACCUCCAGAGCUUGUUCAACAGACUGACUUGACUGUGACAUUGGCAAUAGGUCUUGGCUUGCCAAUUUCAAGAAAUAGUGUUGGGAAGCUUAUACUGCCUGUCGUACAACAGAAAACAAUGAGAGAACAGCUCCGAUACUUGCACUUAAAUGGGUUCCAGCUUGCCAGACUUCUGCAAGAGAAUAUGCCUACAUAUGAAAAAGAUCCUGGAUUUGAGCAGUUUAAGAUGGCUGAAAAAUCCCAUGGAAAUUGGAUCAAGCUUUAUUUGGAGGGGAAUACCUCAGAAGUUCUCCUAAAUCUUGGCAAAAAAGUUCUGAAGCAAUAUUUGGAGGCUCUCAAGAUUCUGAGUGCUUCAUUAAGCAAGCAAGUGGCACAAUAUGACACAUAUUCAAUGAUAGUGGGGACAGUGAUUGUUCUGGAGGUGCUGCUGCUACUCCUACUGAGCAUUCCAAAAGCCCUGAGCAGCAGGGCAGAAUUUGAAGUGCCCCUUUCCCCGUUGUGCUCUCUUCUGUUCUACUUAAUGUGCCUCAUGCUCUGCGCAGUUCAUGUCGUCGUGUGCACCUCCACAGAAGGCUUGUGCUAUUUCUGCAGCAUUUCCUGGCUAACUGCGGUUGGAGUCAUCAUGUUGAUUUCCGGGCUUCUAUGUGUCAUUGUGUCUGGCCUGGAAAAGGUGUUUGUGAAUCCAAAACAACCGGCAAAGAAUCCAGCUGCCUCUACUUCCAGCUGGUCUGAAUUAGACGUGCUCAUCCUGGCAGGAACUAUUGGCCACGUGUCGAGUCUGGGUGCGAGCAGCUUUAUUGAAGAAGAGCACCAGACAUGGUACUUUCUCAUCAACACCCUUUGCCUUGCUCUCUGCCAGGAGAUUUGCAGGCACUAUUUUUUGGCAAAAGAAUGCGAUCUCCAGCUUCUCUCUGCAGGCAAACCAAGUUCUGACGAAGUCAAAGGAACCUCUUUGCACUACAAAAGCGAUGUAGAAUUAUUGCAGGAUGAUUUGAAAACAGGCAAAGGCAGCUUCUCUGACAAGAGGAGAGGCUCUGAGAAGUGGAUGGCAUUAGCAACUCCAUGGGUUAUUCUUGUUUGCUGCCGAUUGCUUCGUUCGUUAAACCAGACUGGAGUUCAGUGGGCUCAUAGGCCAGAUUUCGGGCACUGGUUGACAAGCUCUGAACAUAAAACUGAACUUUCUCUGCUGGCAUCUGUAUCCCUAGUUAUGAUCUUUAUUCUCGGUCAGCGGAGAUGCUCUCUGGUUUCGAAAAUAGCAAUGGCACUUGGACUCUUGGGAGUGUACAGUUACCGGGCAGCCAUUGGAAAUGUGCUAUUUCCAUGGCAACAGGACAGCAAAGAUAUUUCCAAGGGCAUAAUUGAAGCACGUUUUGUUUAUGUCUUCGUUCUUGGCAUCAUCUUCUCAGGCACCAAAGACUUGCUCAAAUCUCAGGUUCUAACAACCGACUCCAAGAUAAAAUUUAUAGGUUUGUGGGAAAUAUACAGCGGGCUGGUUCUGCUAGCAGCACUCCUGUUCAGGCCUCACAACUUGCCAGUUUUGGUCUUCUGUCUGCUCAUCCAAGCCAUGAUGACAAAGUACGUCUGGAAACCACUGGAGUUUGAUGCAGCUCAAGUGACUAUAAUGCAUUACUGGUUUGGUCAAGCAUUCUUCUUUUUUCAGGGCAACUCAAACAGCAUUGCCUCUGUUGAUAUUUCAGCUGGUUUUGUGGGCCUUGACAACUAUGUAGAAAUCCCAGCCAUCUUCUUGACGGGAUUUGCAACGUACUCAGGACCUUUGCUGUGGGCCAUUCAUUUGCUGUGCUAUUUGAGCUCCGAAGUGAACAGGAAUCCUGCAGCGAUGGGCCAUGGCUGUUUCUGCUAUGCCCUGCUACGUUCUGUCCCUGUUGCUGCGUAUAUCAUCUUGGUCACGGCUCUGCGAUAUCACCUCUUCAUCUGGAGCGUCUUCUCACCAAAGCUUCUCUAUGAGGGUGUGCAUGUCUUCAUCACAGCCGCUGUGUGCAUGUUCUUCACAGCCCUAGAUCAGAAUCACUUGCACAAAGUCCAAGACUGAAAAUGACUGCUGGGCAGAAAUGUUUACAUCAUUUCUAGCAAUAGACUGGAUUUCUACUGUGGAAUGUGGAUUCUUGCCUUUAGAGUCCCCAAUGAACUUUAAAGAUCAAUCUAUUUUUUCGCAAACCUAUUUUAUAGCUCAAAGAGUUUAUUCUGUAGGGUGGUGCAGAUCUGAUGAGGUUGACCACUAAAAUGCAAUUUCAAGGAUAAAUCAGUUCAGACCUAAUUAAGAGACCAGGAGCAGAUUAGAGAUUGCAUGCUCUCCUCUCUUUCAGUCCAAAUUCCUGUGGUGCAUCUUAACCACAUUUAAUGUCUGUGCUGACAUAAUGAGCCAGGUCUCACGAUCAGUGAGACCCGGCUUAGCAGGGUGAGUGGGGAGGGAGUCCUGGGCGGCCGGAUCGGCCACCCACACGAUUGCCGGCUCCGUGACGGAGCCGGUGGGGGCUGGGAAGCUCGUGGGCUGCGUGGCCCCCGGAAGCUCUAGUAUGCCCUGCGCAAGUGCGCAGGGCAUACUGGAGAGACCCCCAGAGCCGGGAUGCAGCUUUUUGCCUCCCCUCCGGGGGUCUCCUCAUGAGUAGCUGUGGUGCGGAGUCACAACGCAGCUACUCACAUUUGGAAAGCCCGGGUUUGCGGAGCACUCUAAGGGGAGGGCUAAAAAGUGGGCUAGCCACUUGUAAGCCACCAGGCUCGCCUGUGAGCCCAGUGGUUUACACAAUCAGCCAAAAUCGGGCUAGGCUCUCCUAGCCCGAUUUUAGCUGAUUGUGAGAAUAGCCCCAAAGCUUAACUAUAAUCAAGGCUAACUAGGUUCCCCACUUUAUCAGGAUUCUCAGCUAGGAACUGAAGCUGGUUAGCAAACUCUGGUUAUGUAGAAACCUGGCUAGCCUUAACCUAGGGUUAAUAUCCCUGCUGACCCUUAACUGUGAUUAGGUAGCUAAUGGAAAUUGGCACUGGAAGGGGGAGAAUUGGCAGCCCUGUCCCAAACUCUUAAGUGCAAUUGAAAGAUUGUCUCUGUUGCAUCUACACUAGCCCAGAAUGGAUCUGAGUUUGAAGAUCUGGAGUAGACUUAAGGAGUUGUUACUAAUUUUCAUUCCUUCAUAUUGGAGUGAUUGUUCCAUGUAAGAUAAAAAUCUACCAAGCUUUAAUAGACAUUUUGGGGGUGACUUGGGUCUGUUGUAUGGUCACAUCUUAUUUCACUGUUGCGCCCCGUAUUUUUUUCCAUUUUCUAUAUAUUUAUAGUAGCUUCAGUACGUAAAUUUUUAUGUUCUGUAGAAAGUUGGCUGAUAGUUCUUAUUAGAGUAAAACACCUCAUACCUUGGACUGCUUUUUGGAUUUGUUGAUUUGACCUGUGUUUCCCCAUGCAUAAAUGUAAAAUAAGUCUUCUGAACUUGAGAGAGAGACUGUAUCUCCAUAUAAUCGGCUUGAAUUGAUAUAGUGCAUACACAUGUCAGUUUAACAGUUGGCAUGGGAGUUUUUGCCCUUCACUCAGCAGCUCUUAUUCCCCCAAAUUGUCCAUUUCAAAGCCAUGUCAUGUUACAUUGUCUGUCCGUAACUCAAGGUAUGGCUUUGGGGUGAGGGGAAGAAAGGUGAUCCCCCAAGCUAGAACCUUGGGUUGGUGAUUGAGAAGAACAAAUUAGAAAUGUGGUGUUACCCUUUCUAGUCCUAAAGCCAGGUCACAGAUUGGGGGAAGCAAUGAAUCUUUCACAUAUUGACUGCCCCAAACCAAUUGCCUGCCGUGUUUUUCCUUAACCUACUCUGAACAUGAUGGCUCACAGUGCGACAAGAUGUGAACUGGAUAUGGAAAUAGGUAUAAUGUAAUAUAUCAUAUAUACUUAGUGAUUUUGAAUGUAACUUAUACAGUUCCCUGUAGUUUGCUUUGGUUUUGUGUGUAUACAAAUAGCAAUCAAAGAAUACCUCAAAGAGGACUACAGCAGGCUUUAAAAGCUGGCAUAUCUGUAAAUGUGUGUGAAAUUCCUUAUGAACAGCAAUGGAACCUUUCCUAGGCAAAUAACAUUAUUUUUGAUAGCUGAAGCUUAGCAUGAAAAAUACUACAUAUUACAUAUGUAGUGACAUAAACUACCUAUUUAUGAAAGAAUGUCAGUACACUUGCAACUGACGACAAGCUUUGUAUAAAAUAGGAAAUGCAGAGACUGGUUUUUCAAAGGAGUUGUGUCUGUAUGUUUAUGGUAACUUGAACUUCGUGAGUGAGACUUCAUCUGUGGCGUUCUUCCUAUAUGAGCCUAUUCAUAUAGGGUGUUGAGUGUCCAGUCAGUGUGGUAACAAUGGGAGGCCAUCUCGGGCUCUUGCUCACCCUCUCUUCUUCUCUUUGCGAGUGAGGGAGAGAAAGGAAAUCAUGCAGCAAACAGAUGAACUGCUUGCCAGCUGGGAGAGUGAAGGGUGACACCUCUGUGCCCUGAUGCAGGACUCACCUGCACAGGCGUGCUUCUGACACCGUUGCAAGGGACAUGGCUGGCAUCAGAACAUGGACGGUGCCUCCUGGCAUCCUCUCCCAGGCACAGAGUGCUUUGUUUUCUGGCUGGGUGCCUGAUGGGGUGAGAGGUCCCCAGGUAAUCCUGGCAACUGGCGGCUGGGGACCAUAUCUCUCCCACACACCACAUACUUCAAUGCUGACUGCAUGGCUGCUUCUCAUAACGUUCACACACAGCUAUACUGCAUUUAUCUCUAUUGACCCUGCGGCCCAUCCUCUGAUUGAACUGUUCAGUCUCAGCUAGUGUCCAGAUAUGGUCGGUAUCGUUCAAGAUUCCCUCACGUUCAACAGACUUGAACGUGAGGACUGAAAUGCCUUACUAUGAUAUACUUUGCUUCUCUUGUGCUGUGGAAGGCAAAUACUGUAAUUGUGAUUUAGAGAGUCUUUUUAUUCCUUUCUACAGAGAUAUGGAUAAGGAAUUUUAAAAGGGCUAACAAAUGGUUUUCUGCAGCAUCUCUGUACUGGCAGCUGUAGAUCUCAUUGUUCUAAGCUACACAAUUAUCAAAGCAUUUGAAUAUUUGCAUGUUAUUACAAACGGUUGGAACAGUAAGUGGCGGCAGAGCAAAUGACAUUCUGGCAAGCCACAGCGGUGUGAAUGUUUUCCGUACUUUGAAAACUCCCUAUUGUAUUUCUAGGUCAGUGUUUCUAAAUGGAAUUGCCUCCCUGUAGGAGAACCCACCUAUCUUGGUGUGAGUGCCGGUUGUGGGUGUCUAUGUCCCCUUAUUAUGAGGCAGCCAAACUCAUAACAAUGAUUCAUGCUAUGAGUUUAUGUGACAGACAAUCUUCUCUCAGGGUGGGUACUUCCACUGUGUGUCUGCACCGGCACUGAUUGGAUGCCAGUGCAGGGAUCAUGUGAACAAAUUACCUUCUCUAGUGGAGACAAGAUCCAAAAAAUGAGUCCCGUGCAAAUAUGGCAGGUCUGGAGGGUUUUUUUCAUUGAUUUAUCUGUUGCAGCAUCCUAGUGUGUCCCAGCAGCCAGUUUGGGAAUGCUUGCUCUAGAGUUCAUGACCACACAAUCCUUUUUCUAACAAGAGAAUACAAGACACAAACCAUGCUAUAUGUAAAUUAUUCUUGGAUUCAUCCAAAUCAUCGUUCUGGCCUGUUGCAUAUGCUAACCCUGUGAAUACUACCUUGAGUCCAUUAUGGAAGAAAGGUGGGAUAGAAAUGCAAUAAAAUAAAUACAUAAUGUCA